Messenger RNA from Puma concolor (puma), 2937 nucleotides. NCBI's taxonomy places the organism in Eukaryota, Metazoa, Chordata, Mammalia, Carnivora, Felidae. The record is from RefSeq and is a predicted model, not a curated record.
AUGGCGGCUCAGGCCAGGCCAGAGAAUGUGGAGAUGGUGGGCGAUGGGCAGAUUCUGAAGGCUGCCGCGCUGGCCGUGGCCCUGGCCCAGGGCACCCUGCCUGCCUUCCUGCCCUGUGAGCUCCAGCGCCAUGGCCUGGUGAAUUGCGACUGGCUGUUCCUCAAGUCCGUGCCCCACUUCUCGGCAGCAGCGCCCCGUGGUAAUGUCACCAGCCUUUCCCUGUACUCCAACCGCAUCCACCACCUCCACGACUCCGACUUUGUCCACCUGUCCAGCCUGCGGCGUCUCAACCUCAAAUGGAACUGCCCACCCGCCAGCCUCAGCCCCAUGCACUUCCCCUGUCACAUGACCAUUGAGCCCCACACCUUCCUGGCUGUGCCCACCCUGGAGGAGCUGAACCUGAGCUACAACAGCAUCACGACAGUACCCGCCCUGCCCAGUUCCCUCGUGUCCCUGUCCUUGAGCCGUACCAACAUCCUGGUGCUGGACCCUGCCAACCUCGCAGGGCUGCACUCCCUGCGCUUCCUGUUCCUGGAUGGCAACUGCUACUACAAGAACCCCUGCCCGCAGGCCCUGCAGGUGGCCCCGGGCGCCCUCCUUGGCCUGGGCAACCUUACGCACCUGUCACUCAAGUACAACAACCUCACUGCAGUGCCCCGCGGCCUGCCCCCCAGCCUGGAGUACCUGCUAUUGUCCUACAACCACAUCAUCACCCUGGCACCUGAGGACCUGGCCAACCUGACCGCCCUGCGUGUGCUCGAUGUGGGUGGGAACUGCCGUCGCUGUGACCACGCCCGCAACCCCUGUAUGGAGUGCCCCAAGGGCUUCCCGCACCUGCACCCUGACACCUUCAGCCACCUGAGCCACCUCGAAGGCCUGGUGUUGAAGGACAGCUCUCUCUACAACCUGAACCCCAGAUGGUUCCAUGCCCUGGGCAACCUCAUGGUGCUGGACCUGAGUGAGAACUUCCUAUACGACUGCAUCACCAAAACCACAGCCUUCCAGGGCCUGGCCCAGCUGCGCAGACUCAACUUGUCUUUCAAUUACCACAAGAAGGUGUCCUUUGCCCACCUGCAUCUGGCGCCCUCCUUCGGGAGCCUGCUCUCCCUGCAGCAGCUGGACAUGCAUGGCAUCUUCUUCCGCUCGCUCAGCGAGACCACGCUCCAGUCGCUGGUCCACCUGCCCAUGCUCCAGAGUCUGCACCUGCAGAUGAACUUCAUCAAUCAGGCCCAGCUCAGCAUCUUCGGGGCCUUCCCUGGCCUGCGAUACGUGGACCUGUCAGACAACCGCAUAAGUGGAGCCAUGGAGCUGGCGGCUGCCACGGGGGAGGUGGAUGGUGGGGAGAGAGUCCGGCUGCCAUCUGGGGACCUAGCUCUGGGCCCACCGGGCACCCCUAGCUCUGAGGGCUUCAUGCCAGGCUGCAAGACCCUCAACUUCACCUUGGACCUGUCACGGAACAACCUAGUGACAAUCCAGCCAGAGAUGUUUGCCCGGCUCUCGCGCCUCCAGUGCCUGCUCCUGAGCCGCAACAGCAUCUCGCAGGCAGUCAACGGCUCACAAUUUAUGCCGCUGACCAGCCUGCAGGUGCUGGACCUGUCCCAUAACAAGCUGGACCUGUACCAUGGGCGCUCUUUCACGGAGCUGCCGCGGCUGGAGGCCCUGGACCUCAGCUACAACAGCCAACCCUUCAGCAUGCAGGGCGUGGGUCACAACCUCAGCUUUGUGGCACAGCUGCCGGCCCUGCGCUAUCUCAGCCUGGCGCACAACGACAUCCACAGCCGUGUGUCCCAGCAGCUCUGCAGCGCCUCGCUGCGGGCCUUGGACUUCAGCGGCAAUGCCUUGAGCCGGAUGUUGGCCGAGGGAGACCUGUAUCUCCGCUUCUUCCGAGGCCUGAGGAGCCUGGUCCGGUUGGAUCUGUCCCAGAAUCGCCUGCAUACCCUCUUGCCACGCACCCUGGACAACCUCCCCAAGAGCCUGCGGCUGCUGCGUCUCCGUGACAAUUAUCUGGCUUUCUUCAACUGGAGCAGCCUGGUCCUCCUCCCCAGGCUGGAAGCCCUGGACCUGGCGGGAAACCAGCUGAAGGCCCUGAGCAACGGCAGCUUGCCUAACGGGACCCAGCUCCAGAGGCUGGACCUCAGCAGCAACAGCAUCAGCUUCGUGGCCUCCAGCUUUUUUGCUCUGGCCACAAGGCUGCGAGAGCUCAACCUCAGUGCCAACGCCCUCAAGACGGUGGAGCCCUCCUGGUUUGGUUCUCUAGCGGGCACCCUGAAAGUCCUAGAUGUGACUGGCAACCCCCUGCACUGCGCCUGUGGGGCGGCCUUCGUGGACUUCUUGCUGGAGGUGCAGGCUGCAGUGCCCGGCCUGCCAGGCCACGUCAAGUGUGGCAGUCCAGGUCAGCUCCAGGGCCGCAGCAUCUUUGCGCAGGAUCUGCGCCUCUGCCUGGAUGAGGCCCUCUCCUGGGACUGUUUUGGCCUCUCACUGCUGACCGUGGCCCUGGGCCUGGCCGUGCCCAUGCUGCACCACCUCUGUGGCUGGGACCUCUGGUACUGCUUCCACCUGUGCCUGGCCUGGCUGCCCCGGCGGGGGCGGCGGCGGGGCGCGGAUGCCCUGCCCUACGAUGCCUUUGUGGUCUUCGACAAGGCACAGAGCGCGGUGGCCGACUGGGUGUACAACGAGCUGCGGGUACGGCUAGAGGAGCGCCGUGGACGCCGAGCGCUCCGCCUGUGCCUGGAGGAACGUGACUGGCUACCCGGUAAAACGCUCUUUGAGAACCUGUGGGCCUCAGUUUACAGCAGCCGCAAGAUGCUGUUUGUGCUGGCCCACACAGACAGGGUCAGCGGCCUCUUGCGCGCCAGCUUUCUGCUGGCCCAGCAGCGCCUGCUGGAGGACCGCAAGGACGUUGUGGUGCUGAGACUGACCCUCCACCUGGAGCACUGA